Molecule: messenger RNA, 1110 nt
Organism: Dryobates pubescens (Downy woodpecker)
Lineage: Eukaryota; Metazoa; Chordata; Aves; Piciformes; Picidae
Gene: CENPL
Product: centromere protein L
Exons: 4
Coding region: 1-1110 (369 amino acids)
Source: RefSeq, a predicted model, not a curated record
AUGGCGGCGGGGGUGACGCCGCCCCGGCGCGCCGCGCCGCGCUGGCUAACGGGAAGGCAGUUCAAACGUCGCCCGGCGGGAGCGGCGCCGGGGCUGUCUCUGGCUAUGGAGUCGGUGGACGUGGCGGUGCGGACGCUGCCCAGCAUCGGGCGCCUGUCGCGGGGGCCGCCGUUCGGGCGGGCUCACGGGCGAUUCGGGUUCAGCCCCAGCGGCAGGCCGCUCCCGCCGGCGCCGCGCUCCGAGGAAAACGUAGAUCUCCAGAGUACAGCGUUUCUGCUGCACAAACGCUGGACCCUCUACAGCGUGACUCCUCUGUACAAGUUCUCCGACGCCCACCUGAGGAAUUAUGCCAGGCUGCUGAGUGCCUUCAUUGCUGCCGAGAAGCAGAAAGGGCUGGCUGUGGAAAUAGGAAUUGAGCUGGACAUCAAAGUGGCUGUUUCUAGCCUGCCAGACUUGAAAGGUAGUGAUCAAGACCACGCUGCAAUUCUCGUGCAGCUUUUGUCAAGAUCACCAGCUUCCUCCAAAAGCUCUGAAGACAAAUUGAUAUGGUCAGGAUGGUUCUGCUGUGUGUCUGGAGAUGGUUUUCCUGAGAACUUGCCUGAGGAUUUCACUUGUUUACCUCUGUUUCUCGCUAAUGGGGCAGAGAGUUACACAUCCAUUGUUGGAAGUUGGUUUCAGAAGACUUUUGACUGCUACUUCCGCCGUUUAGCUAUCAGCCCUCUCAGUCUCAGCUGGAUGGCAGCGAUGUGGACAGGAUGCAAAAUGGGCAAAACUGCAUCUGCCAUCGAACUCAUUUUUUCUGUCCCCUCUUUACCCCAGCCUCUGGACAUUUCAUAUGCUAUUCAUCCUGAGGAUGCAAAAGCUCUCUGGGACACAGUCCAAAAAACUCCAGGAGAGAUCACUCAAGAAGAAGUGGAUAUCUUUAUGGAUUGCCUUUACUCCCACUUCCACAGACACUUUAAGAUCCACUUGUCAGCAACAAAACUGGUGAAAGUUUCUACAUCAAUUGCCUCAGCACACUGUGAGGGGACUAUAAAGUUUCUCCAAAGCCAAUACCUAACUGGGGUGCUGAUGCUACUGACAGAACUAGCAAUCUCCCAGAUACAGUGA